This is a messenger RNA of Phyllopteryx taeniolatus (common seadragon), 3072 nucleotides long. It is a transcript of the gene eloa, whose product is annotated as elongin A. NCBI's taxonomy places the organism in Eukaryota, Metazoa, Chordata, Actinopteri, Syngnathiformes, Syngnathidae. Gene Ontology annotation, biological process: transcription elongation by RNA polymerase II. The record is from RefSeq and is a predicted model, not a curated record. Gene Ontology annotation, cellular component: nucleus; elongin complex. The coding region runs from base 81 to 2063 and encodes 660 amino acids. Gene Ontology annotation, molecular function: protein binding. The transcript has 12 exons.
GUUGAUUUAGCGGAAACUUUUCCUCCCUGCUGCUGUUGAGAUGAAGUCGCUUCCGGGGCCAGCAUUUGCCAGCAGUUAACAUGGCGGAGGAGCUGCUGGAAACAGUGGACAGACUUCAGUCCCGGCUCAUGGAGAGCCCGGAGCCGCGAAAGCUCCUCAAGACGCUUAAAAGACUCGACGAGGUGCCGAUGACCGUCGACAUCCUGGUGGAAACUGGAGUGGGAAAAACUGUGAACUCUUUUCGGAAACAUGAAGUAGCCGCCGAGGUGGCCAAAAACCUGGUAGCCAAGUGGAAGAAGCUCGUCCCGCAGUCGGCCGACAGUCGAAGCAGCAACAGUCUCGUGAAAGAUGCACCGCGGUCACAUUCUCGAGACGCCGACAUGGCCGUCCGUAGACGCCGGCGUGAACACUCCCCCGAGGAAGAGGAGCCUUCCUACGUCCAAGACGAGGAAGACGAAGGAGGGGAGGAGGAAGAAGAGGGGCGAGGCUAUCGCACCGACGGCUCCCCCUCGCCACCCCGCCACCGGCGAUACAGCCCCCCGCAGCCAGCGAGCGACCGGUCGGACAGGUUCGACAGCCCCGAGCCCGAGCCCGAGCCAGAGCCAGAGCCCAGCCCUCCCCCUCCCCGUCUGCCGCCGCUUCCCCGCAAAGACCACAAACACGUCAAACACGGAACGCUCGACAGAGCUGACAAGAACCGCCGCCGUCACGCCGACCUCCCGCCCUCGAGCCGCGGCGACGGGAAGAAGCGGAGCGCCGCCAGAGAGCGCGGCCCGGCCGCAAAGUCCGCCAAGCGCGACAGGAAGUCGGACGGGAGCAAGCGGGAGGAGGCCAGCAAGGAAGAUGAAGGGCGACUGCAAGCGCAGAAGCACUGGCCCGGCAGCGAGGAGGACAACGAGGAUUUUGAGACGCCCACCAUGUCCUUCGAGUCCUUCCUCACGUACGACGCGCCCACGUCUUCCGUUAAGAAGAAGAAGAAAAAGAACGCACCGGCAUCCUCGUCCUCGUGCGGUCGCCCUUCUCGCUCCUCCUCGACGACGACGACGACGACGACUUCCCGUCGCGCCGCUCGGCCUGACGCGUCCUCGUCCUCCAAAGGGAGCAAAACCAACGGCGCUCAGAGCGCAAAGAGGUCUCGCACGGGGUCGGCUUCGGCCGCGCCGGAAAAACGCAAAAGGGCGGCGGAGGCCGUCCCGCCUCUUCCCGAAAUGCCGCUGCCGGCCAUCCAGCCCGAUUACCGACCGCUGCCCUCCAUCGACGUCACGCCGCUGUCGCCGCAGCGGCGGAAAGGUCCCGUCUUCAGCGACGAAGACGACGCCGGCUUCACGGGCAAGCGCUUCAACUCCAAGAUGGUGGUCUACUCGGGAUCCAAGACCGCCUACCUGCCGCGGAUGAUGACGCUGUACGAGCAGUGCAUCCGCGUGCUGCAGAACAACAUCGACUCCAUCGACGAGGUGGGGGGGGUCCCCUUCGAGAUCCUGGAGCCCGUCCUGGAGCGCUGCACGCCGGAGCAGCUCUAUCGCAUCGAGCAGAGCAACCAGUGGUUCACGGAGGACUCGGACGAGCUGUGGAUGCGCCACUGUCAGCGUGACUUCAAGCGCGAGACGCCGCAGGAGUACGAGUCCUGGCGGGAAAUGUACCUGCGGCUGCACGACGAGCGGGAGGCGCGCCUGCGCAGGCUCACGCAGAACAUCAGCAUGGCGCACGCCAACAAACCCAAAGAGCGGCAAGUCAAGAUGGCCUUCGUCAACUCCGUGGCCAAGCCGCCUCGUGACGUCCGCCGCCGCCAAGAAAAGUUUGGGACCACCAACGGCUCUUCGGCCGCCUCCGUCGCUGCCGCCACGCCCAUCAAAAUAAGACCGGCCACCAUCGACUACUCCGGCGAGUCCAGUCACUCGUCGUCGUCGUCGUCGUCUCUGCUCAACCCUUCCCCCGGGUCGUCACGAUCCUCGGCAACCGGCGCGGGUGGACCCGCGUGCCGGGACAAACCGCAAGUCAAAAAAAUCGCCCCCAUGAUGGCCAAAACUAUCAAAGCUUUCAAGAACAGAUUCUCACGCCGAUAAAUGUUUGGAAUUGAACGCUUUUACCAAAGGCAGCGAGCGUCCUUGAAACAUAUUUCCAACUGAACGUGAACUCUGUGGGGUUGGUGGGAAAAAGGGCAGAGCUUUUAUUUAAUUUGGGCUCUUGGGGGGGGGGAAGAUAUUUAAAUGACAGUCGUGUCAGUGGGGAAACAAAAAAAAAAAGUUUUUUUAGGAAGCCAUUGCACAAACCUACACCAGACAUGACGGGGGCUAAGUGAUAAUUUAAGUGUGACUGCAAUGUCCGCAUAAAAUACUCAUUUGGAGCCACAAAAUACAAAACUGCGGCUACCGAUUAGAUGUAACCAGCUCACGAAAUACUCAUUUCAUAUUAUUAUUCCUGGUUAGCUGGCUAGGAAAUGGAGCGCACCCUCUGUAUAAAUUGUAACGCUAGAGGAUGGCUAAGGUGCGCUCCAUUUGCUUACCCAGAGGUCCAAGUUGUUCAUAGGAAUCAUGUUAAACCCACAAAUGAGUAUUUCAUGCGCACAUUAUAUCUAUUUCGUGCCCACAAUUGAGUAUAUCAUGUCUGGAGCUCUGUAGACACUAACAUUGUUUUUAAAAAAAUAUAUAUAUAUUAAGGAUGGGCCAUUUGUUUUUAUGAGUACAACAUGAAUUUACUUUUGGUGGAAACAUGAGCAUUGUGUCUUUUAAAUCAAGUGACUGCUCCAAAGUAACACAAUUCAGCAUUUGGCUUUUUUGGUGGGAGGCAAAAGGAUCAACGAGCUCUGCUGUCCAGCGUGCGUGCGUCCUGUGUGUAAAUAUCCACUUGAUCUGCUUCACUGUGACCAACCAGAAGAUGAGGAAUCAGGAAAAAUGCCCACCACAAGCUUGAUUUUAAGAAAUGUAUUUAUGACAUUAUUAACCACGUAGACCAGACGCCCCUGCUCAUCUUUGGCGCGUAAAAAGGAAUUAGAUGGCAAACCUGCAAUUUUAUUAGAUUUUAAUAAAUGUUAUAUGGUCCUUUUUUUAUUAAAUUUGACUUUUUUUGCCCAAA